Sungouiella intermedia is the source of this 201-nucleotide messenger RNA. The record is from the annotation of a GenBank genome assembly. NCBI's taxonomy places the organism in Eukaryota, Fungi, Ascomycota, Pichiomycetes, Serinales, Metschnikowiaceae.
AUGCAGCUCACAACAGGAUGUUACUUAUCUUUGACCUCAACUGACAACGGGCCCAUCGAGAUCGGUCAGAAUAUUCUAAAAAGUACUUACUUGGUAGUUGACUUGAAAGAGAGAGAAAUAUCGUUGGCACAGGCUUAUGUUAAUGACCAGGGAAACGAUAGCGACAGUGAUGAUGAUGGCAGUGAAAAAAACAGGAACUGA